This is a messenger RNA of Stegostoma tigrinum, 1598 nucleotides long. RefSeq names its product LIM/homeobox protein Lhx8. The transcript has 8 exons. Gene Ontology annotation, molecular function: DNA-binding transcription factor activity, RNA polymerase II-specific; RNA polymerase II transcription regulatory region sequence-specific DNA binding. Gene Ontology annotation, biological process: regulation of transcription by RNA polymerase II; neuron differentiation; forebrain neuron development. The coding region runs from base 389 to 1423 and encodes 344 amino acids. Gene Ontology annotation, cellular component: nucleus. NCBI's taxonomy places the organism in Eukaryota, Metazoa, Chordata, Chondrichthyes, Orectolobiformes, Stegostomatidae. The record is from RefSeq and is a predicted model, not a curated record.
AACUUGAAUCCGUGUUUAGAUUUCAAUUCGACUCAUGUAGCUGAUGAACGAUAAGGCUUCGUGAGAUAAUGUUAGCUGUUGGUUGGACACGAGUAGAGAGGGCUGAGGAGGGGUGGCCAAGUUAUUUUGUGUGUAGUCUGAAGCCUUACAUGUUUGAAGGCUGUACUACGUUGAAGAGGUGUGAUUGGUGAAAAAUAAAAACUUUUUUCUCUCUCUUUCUAAGUUCUUUCUGCCAAGGUAACCUUUCUCUUCUGCCAGUUGAAAGGCAGGUCAGGGAGGAAUUGGGCAGAAAACCUCAGAGUCGAGGUAAUAGCCUCCCUUCUGAAACAAGAGGGGGUCUUUGUGCGCCUGUCUGUGCUGUACGGUAGGAAUACGGAUUCUGAAUGCCAUGUACUGGAAGAAUACAGGGCUGCUGGUGUGUCGUACGGAGAGCAAAGACAAGUACCCGGCCGGUGCGUGUCUCCAGAAGACUAAUUCCGAGCGGGUGGUUAAGGACGAAUCCAGUUCCCCAGCUCCGUCGGCCUCGCCGUCCCUGUCUCCACAAUCGAUGAUCUCUUCCAGGCCGUGCAGAAAUAUCUGUAGUAGUUGCGGUUUGGAAAUAGUGGAUCGAUAUCUCCUCAAGGUGAAUGAAUUAUGUUGGCACGUCCGAUGUUUGGCCUGUAGCGUGUGCAAAACCUCACUGGGCCGCCAUACCAGCUGUUACAUCAAGGAUCACGAAAUAUUUUGCAAACUGGAUUAUUUCAGGCGUUAUGGAACCCGGUGUUCUCGCUGCGGCAGGCACAUCCAUUCGACAGAUUGGGUCCGCAGGGCCAAAGGCAAUGUUUAUCACCUGGCAUGCUUUGCCUGUUUCUCCUGCAAGAGGCAGCUGUCCACUGGGGAGGAGUUUGCUUUGGUGGAAGAGAAGGUUCUCUGUCGGAUACAUUAUGACUGCAUGUUGGACAACCUCAAAAGGGCAGCUGAAAAUGGGAAUGGAGUGACCAUGGAAGGAGCAUUACCAACUGAGCAAGACGUAAUCCAACCCAAACCAACAAAACGAGCACGGACUAGCUUCACAGCUGAUCAGCUUCAGAUAAUGCAAGCUCAGUUUUCACAAGACAACAACCCAGAUGCGCAAACACUGCAGAAACUUGCAGACAGAACUGGUUUAAGCAGACGUGUUAUACAGGUUUGGUUUCAGAACUGUAGAGCACGUCAUAAGAAGCAUGUGAGUCCAAACCACCUGUCAUCUACCCCAGUGACGGCACAACAGGAGAGUGUGUCUCCACAGAUGCUGGAUGAAAUGACUUACUCGGCAUAUGUAGCACCAGAUGGACAGAUGUUGACGGCCUUACACACCUACAUGGAAUCUCAUUCACCAACAUCACUGGGAUUUCAACCUCUUCCAUCUCGAUCAAUGGCACAGCUUCCUCUUGGCCAUGCUUGACUUCCCUUCAGUGAUCUGAUUUUUUUUGCUGAAAAUUCAGGUUGGAAGAUGAAUGCAAACCGCAUUAAAUCUGCGGCAUUUCAGUCAGCUUUUUGAAGUGUUACAGAUGGAAAAACUUUUUUUCCGACUCCUUCGUAUUUAUUGGCAUCUAGUGGAGCACUUUUUUUGUUUCUGA